GAGGCUAUCAACUAUUUGGACGACGAGGACAGCAGUGAAGGUGCCGUUGAAUCAACGAGUCAGCAGCAGGACGAGGCGGAGGAGGAACCGACUGUGAAGAAGACGGAGGAGGAGUCCACGGUGGGAGCGCGGCAGCCCACCCUGGACGAGUUGAUCACCAGUAGCGGUGGCCAAACCCCGACCGAACGGCUGCAGGCCUAUGUCCCCAUCCACCGACCUCGAGCCACUCCGCGCGAAUGGCGGCGCCCCGGCGAACACCAGCAGUUGGAGGUGCCGGCGGAUUUGCACGCUGACGGUCUCCCCGCAAUUGUGCGUUGGCUCAUCACAUUAUCUGCAAAGGCCCGAGCGAGUGCUGCCUGCAUGCCGGACUCAGCUGUGCCCAAAGUCGAUGAAGAAGAGACAAUUUUAAAGUGUCGUGUCUUCGCGGACCUCUGGUCAAAGGGCUUCUGUGUGACCGGCUCGGCCAUGAAGAUGGGUGGAGACUUUCUUCUGUAUCCAGGUGACCCCCUCUUCUACCACGCAAGCCAUAUUGUCUGCGUGGCUCCUCCCACGAGCCAACUUAAACUCGCUCAACUUUCCACCUCCCUGCGGAUUGCCAACAGUGUGCGCAAGGUGCUUCUUCUGGCUACUUCGGCCGUCAAGGAGGGGGAGGAGCCGAUCAUGUACACUUCUUUAUAUUGGACCGGCUCAAAUAGUUCUAUUACUCCCAUUCUGUAA
Dibothriocephalus latus is the source of this 717-nucleotide messenger RNA. NCBI's taxonomy places the organism in Eukaryota, Metazoa, Platyhelminthes, Cestoda, Diphyllobothriidea, Diphyllobothriidae. The record is from the annotation of a GenBank genome assembly.